Messenger RNA from Stegodyphus dumicola, 1003 nucleotides. RefSeq names its product DNA topoisomerase 3-beta (gene Top3beta). Gene Ontology annotation, cellular component: nucleus. The record is from RefSeq and is a predicted model, not a curated record. Gene Ontology annotation, molecular function: DNA topoisomerase type I (single strand cut, ATP-independent) activity; DNA binding. Gene Ontology annotation, biological process: DNA repair; DNA recombination; DNA topological change. Lineage: Eukaryota; Metazoa; Arthropoda; Arachnida; Araneae; Eresidae.
AUCCGGAUCUUGUACUGCCGACCAUGCGUGCUGCUGUUGAGAAACAGCUGAAUUUAAUAGCUCUUGGAAAAGAAAAUUAUGAAUCUGUACUUCAGCAUACUCUUACAGUUUUCCGCUUGAAAUUCCAGUAUUUUGUAACAAAUAUUACGGGUAUGGAUGAGUUAUUUGAAGCAUCAUUUAGUCCUCUUUCUGAAAGUGGAAAACCUCAGUCAAGAUGUGGGAAAUGUCGCCGUUACAUGAAGUUAAUUGCCACAAGGCCUUGCCGAUUACAUUGUCCAACUUGUGAUGAAACUUUAUCCGUACCUCAGGCUGGUGGGAAUAUUAGAAUCUUCAGGGAACUAAAGUGUCCUUUAGAUGAUUUUGAACUCUUGCAGUAUACAGGAGGUGCAAAAGGGAAGAGCUUUAUAUUUUGUCCCUAUUGUUACAAUAAUCCACCUUUUCGAGAUAUGCGAAAAUUAUCUGGCUGUAAUUCUUGCACUCAUCCUACUUGUCCGUAUUCACUUCAAAGCAAUGGUGUUUCUAAUUGUUCUAUGUGUGAUGGAGGAGUAUUGGUAUUGGACCCUGGUUCUGGACCAAAAUGGAAGCUUUCUUGUAACAGAUGCGAUACCAUAGUGCGACUUUUUGAAGAUGCUGUUAAAGUCACUGUUGAUGAAGAUACUUGCAAAGAUUGUGGAAGUCAACUCGUCACAGCUGAGUACAAAAAAGAUAAAACAAAAUUUGGUGGUAAUAUCACUGAAGCUACUGGUUGUAUAUUUUGUGAUGCAAGGUUCACUUCGCUGGUUGAUCAGCUACAGGCAAUGAAGCAGCGUAAUCCUGUAAGAGGUAAAGGGCGAGGACGAGGAAGAGGUACCAAAUCAAGAGGUCGGGGUAGGAGCAAACCUAAAGACAAAAUGGCUCAACUUGCUGCUUACUUUGUAUAAUGUUUUAAAAAAUAUUAUAAGGAAUUUUCUUAUAACUAAUAUUCUUUGUUUUGUUAAUAAUAAAACUGUUUUUAUGAAAACUU